GUCAAACAAAUUUAGAGCAAAAAGUUUAGCCAACAGGAAAUAAAUAUUUCAGUCAUUCGAAACAGUUCAGUCGUCGGGAAAGGAUAUAAAAUCGAAAAGAAAAAGAAAAAUGGAAAAAGAAAAUACUGCUGGUGCGGACGGAGAACAGGCUACUCACCCCCCAAAUGGAGGUCCUGCCGCCUCUGGCUUGCAGAAGGAGGAAGAGAAGCAGCAGCAGCCACACAGCGAUGCUAUGGAAAAACAGAACCGACAACAGCACGCAGGACAACAGCGAGGACAGGGCGGUAAUCAACAACGCCAAGGAGGCUCCCAGCUCUGUAGUUCUCGCCAGCCGCAAGGCGAACUCCCCCAAUGGCCAGGAGCCCAGGGACGAGGUCUGCCUCCGCCGCGUGGAACUUUGGGAAAAUCUGGUCAAGUAUCUGUCAAUUAUCUCGACGUUAACUUGGACAAAAUGCCUGCGGUGGCCUAUCACUACGAUGUGAAGAUCACGCCAGAGCGUCCUAAGAAGUUCUAUCGUCAGGCUUUUGAGCAGUACAGAGUUGAACACUUGGGCGGUGCGAUUGCCGCAUUUGAUGGACGUGCAUCGUGCUACUCAGUUGUGAAGCUAAAAUGCAGCUCCCAGGGCCAAGAAGUGAAAGUAACAGAUCACCACGGCCGUACCCUGAAUUACACUCUGGAACUCAAGGAGACGGAGGACUUGGAGGUCGAUCUGAACUAGCUGAGAAGCUAUAUGAAGGAUAAGAUAUAUGACAAGCCCAUGCGAGCCUUGCAGUGUCUGGAGGUUGUGUUGGCAGCACCCUGUCAUAGCACCGCCA
Molecule: messenger RNA, 815 nt
Organism: Drosophila miranda
Lineage: Eukaryota; Metazoa; Arthropoda; Insecta; Diptera; Drosophilidae
Product: protein argonaute-2-like
Exons: 4
Coding region: 110-718 (202 amino acids)
Source: RefSeq, a predicted model, not a curated record